This is a messenger RNA of Anisakis simplex (herring worm), 552 nucleotides long. The record is from the annotation of a GenBank genome assembly. NCBI's taxonomy places the organism in Eukaryota, Metazoa, Nematoda, Chromadorea, Rhabditida, Anisakidae.
AUGAAUGAACAUUUUUCGAAACGUCCCUCUAAACUCAUCGAGCGAUUGAAAGAUGAAGCAGAAAAAUUGGAAAAUUUGGAUGAAAUAUGCCAAAAGCUGUGCGCAUUUGUUGUAGAAGGAGAUGAUGGAAGAGAAUAUGAUGAAUCAUUAUGCGAUCAACAGUUAGCCGAAACUGUAUGGUCAGCGAUCUCGGAAGCAUCGAAAUUUUCUUAUGAUGAAAACAAAUUGGAGCAGUCGUUACCGCGCUGUCGUUUAUCAAACGCUAUUGUGAACGCUUAUAAGGUUUACAAAGACCGUUUGCGAGAUCAAUUGUCCACAGUUGGAUGGGAACAUGCACGCGUUGUUGACAUGGAUUGGAGAAUAAGUAAUGUCUUGGAGACAAAUGAAGGAAAGCAAAGUGGAAGUAUAGCAGAAAUUCAUUUCGAUACAAUUGCAACGGACAGCUGUGAUAUCGAGAAGAUUUCGUUCCAGUGCGAUGUUAAUCAGUUACAAGAUCUGUUGUGGACUUUCAAAGAAGCGCAAAAUUCACUGGAAAAUCUCUCAAAAUCGUGA